This is a messenger RNA of Orycteropus afer afer, 357 nucleotides long. RefSeq names its product transmembrane protein 243 (gene TMEM243). Bases 1 to 357 code for a protein of 118 amino acids. The transcript has 4 exons. NCBI's taxonomy places the organism in Eukaryota, Metazoa, Chordata, Mammalia, Tubulidentata, Orycteropodidae. The record is from RefSeq and is a predicted model, not a curated record.
AUGGAGGACUUUUCUACCAGGACCUACGGCACUAGUGGCUUGGACAACAGACCUUUGUUCGGAGAGACGUCAGCCAAGGAUCGGAUCAUCAAUUUAGUUGUUGGCAGCUUAACUUCCUUAUUGCUUUUAGUAACGCUGAUCAGUGCUUUUGUUUUCCCUCAACCACCUCCAAAACCACUGAAUAUAUUUUUUGCGGUCUGCAUCUCUUUGAGCAGUAUUACUGCCUGCAUACUUAUCUACUGGUAUCGACAAGGAGACUUAGAACCAAAAUUUAGAAAUCUAAUUUACUAUAUCUUAUUUUCUAUCAUCAUGUUAUGUAUAUGUGCAAACCUGUACUUCCACGAUGUGGGAAAGUGA